This is a messenger RNA of Medicago truncatula (barrel medic), 1339 nucleotides long. Its product is annotated as serine/arginine-rich splicing factor SR45a. The transcript has 8 exons. NCBI's taxonomy places the organism in Eukaryota, Viridiplantae, Streptophyta, Magnoliopsida, Fabales, Fabaceae. The record is from RefSeq and is a predicted model, not a curated record. Bases 182 to 1093 code for a protein of 303 amino acids. Gene Ontology annotation, molecular function: RNA binding.
CAUUUUAAUAAAUCUUAGGGGAGGUGAGCGCAGUUUCCUCUAUAAUAAAGACCUUAUAAAACCGCAAAAUCCAAGACCAACUUGUUGCAAAUCGUACAAAAAGUGCAUUUCGACAAAAACCCUAACUCUUCGUCGUUGUUGCUUUCUUCUUCAUCGCUAUCGCUUUUCGUCGCUUUUCGAAAUGGAUGAUUCUCCAGUAAGAAGGCUUUCAAGGUCCCCUUCCCCAUGGAGGGCUCAGUCAAGAUCCAGGUCUCGGUCCAGGUCUCAGUCAGGAUCCCUUGACAGGCACAGGCCCAGGUCUCUGUCAAGGUCGCCUGAAAUGCAAAGGCCUAGGUCGAGGUCGAGGUCUCCUGAAAUGCAAAGGCCUAGGUCUCUGUCAAGGUCUCCUGAAAUGCAAAGGCCUAGGUCACGGUCAAGAUCCCUUGAAAAGCAAAGGCCUCCGUCUCAGUCAAUGUCUCGUGAAAUGCAAAGGCCUAGGUCUCGGUCCAGAUCUCUUGAGAGGCAAAGGCCUAGAUCCCCCUCGAGAAAUCGUGGCAGAUCAAGAUCAAGAAGUCCUGAUAGGAAUGGUGGGGACACUCUUUAUGUGACUGGUCUCUCUUCAAGGGUCACUGAGAGAGACCUAGAGGAGCAUUUCUCUAAGGAAGGGAAGGUUGCUUCAUGUUUUCUUGUGGUGGAGCCCCGUACGCGUAUAUCUCGAGGUUUUGCUUUUGUCACUAUGGAUACUGCUGAGGAUGCAAACCGCUGUAUCAAGUACCUCAAUCAAUCCAUUUUAGAGGGCCGCUAUAUCACUGUUGAGCGGUCAAAGAGAAAGCGGCCAAGAACUCCCACACCUGGGCACUAUCUUGGGCUGAAAAAUACUAGAGACUAUGGACCUCGUGGUGGUGACCGUGGAAGGCAUCAGGGUGGAUUUGGUCGUGAUGAUUAUCCAUAUCAUAGGUCUCCAAGGCGUUCUCCGUAUCGUGGUAGCAGGGAUUAUUCCCCAAGACACUCUCCUUAUGGUGGAAGUGGAAGGUAUAGGAGGGAUAGGUCUAGGUCACCUCCUUAUGCUCCAUAUGGUAGCCCAGAUAGGAGGUAUGCUCGUGGGCCUAGGUGAUAUUUUACAUUAGUUUGUUUAGAUAUUUUAAGUUUGAAGAAGGAAAGCAAAAACUGUGUAAUUGCUAUGGUACUUUGACUGUUAGAUUGUGCCUAUAGGUGAUGUAUGCCCGUUUUGGAGGUAAUUUGCACUCUGCAAGUAUUGAUGUAUCUUCAAGUACUUUGACUGUUAGAUUGUGCCUGUAUCGUUUGUUGAUGACAUUGGAGUUAUAUUAUUAUUUCCAAGUAGUGGAACUUUAGUUUUUAA